AUGCCACCCACUGGACCAGGCGACGCUGUUUCCAACUCACCGCAGGUCCUUCAGAAGCAGGCUGUCAUUGCUCAAAUUCAAGGUCAGCCAGUCACGAUACCGCCUCUUGAGACCUUUCUCCCGCCUGGUUGGCCCCUGCAUAAGAACCAACAUUAUGCCGCUUCGAAGCCGAUCAUCGAGAAAUGGAUCACAGAAGUCGUCGCGGGCAGUAAAAGACAAGUUGGCACAAUUAUGGCCGAUAUGACUGGCCUAGCCGCAUACUUCUACCCGCUCAUUGAUGAUCUGGAAGUCUUCAUAGCACUUGUCAAAUUUGUUCACUGGAUCUUCUUCUUUGACGACAGACUUGACGACGGCGACCUCGUGCAUCAUACCAAGCUUGCUAAGCAGUAUCGAGAAGACACCUCGCGACUCUGUGCACAGUGCUUUCUUCCAGAGGUACACGGAGUACCAAAUCGCACUGAGUGGCUCAACGUCAACUGGAUAGAAGAAAUUGCUGCUGUAAUCACUCCGUUGCUCGCUUUCGAACUUUUGACAGAUCAUCGCGAAGCUCUUGUAGAUGAGAUUGAUCACUAUAUCAACGCCUGCGACCUCGAGCAGCGUUACAGGAACAGCGAUGACCUGCCAUCGGUGCAAGACUUCAUGACAUUUCGCUACAAUAGCGGUGCUUGUGGCCUUGUCUUCGCAACUGGACUACCACUGAUGACAACCAACCUCUCCGCAAAAGAUCUGCAACUGGCUGGCGAAAUCUCGUGGCUGGCAAAUUGGCUCGUCCUCUACCCGAACGAGCUCAUCUCUCUGAAGAAAGAACUGGCCAGUGGUCAGCUAGAAAACUUGGUUCCAACACCAGCUGCUAGCGAAGGCCCGCAGUGCGAUCUGCAAUCCGCUAUCAACCGCACCACCAGACAAAUACAAGCAGCUGGAAUCGAACUGGACCUCGCUGAAAGCAAGUUAUUAGCAACUCUUGAUCACGCAAACGCGUCGCAGGAGAAAACUGCAGAGUUCAGCAAGCUUGCCUUCAUCUACAAAAGCUUGAUCCUGGGGAACUUGAAGUGGCAUUACGAAUCGGCGAGAUACGGCGUUGCUGCCGAUAGUAAGGAAAUCGGUGGAGCCAUUUCGUAUAUUGUUCAGGUCGGAGAUAUGUGA
Cercospora beticola is the source of this 1143-nucleotide messenger RNA. Its product is annotated as terpene synthase family protein. The record is from RefSeq and is a predicted model, not a curated record. Lineage: Eukaryota; Fungi; Ascomycota; Dothideomycetes; Mycosphaerellales; Mycosphaerellaceae.